Messenger RNA from Suillus plorans, 819 nucleotides. RefSeq lists its product as uncharacterized. Gene Ontology annotation, biological process: protein phosphorylation. The annotation marks the transcript as partial. The transcript is spliced from 4 exons. Lineage: Eukaryota; Fungi; Basidiomycota; Agaricomycetes; Boletales; Suillaceae. Gene Ontology annotation, molecular function: protein serine/threonine kinase activity; ATP binding. The record is from RefSeq and is a predicted model, not a curated record.
CUGACUAUUGAUAUGUCGACGGAAGGCUUCAUUGGAAUUGGUGGCUUCAAGACCGCGCAUGCUGGAUGGCUUACACUCACAGCUUCUCCCAGGACCGGUCUCGGAUCAGCCCCUCGUCAUAAGGUUGUGGUCAAACGUCCAUUCUAUAAAGUAUUUCCAACUGCCGUGAAGGCUGGACAUUAUAAAGUCGGCCAGUAUGCACUCGCUGACGAGCUACCCAAGUUAUUCAGGGAAGCCAACGUCUUAUAUUGGUCCAAAUCUUUAUUACAGCUCACAUACGACUUUAUUGAUCGUUCGAUCGCAUCUUCACCCGAACCCCCGCCAUUUGUGGUCCCACCUGGCCUCGCAUUGUGCUACAGUCAGGGUGGUAGCAAGUCUGGAGCAAAGACGGGGUCAAUGCGAGCUGCCUUCCUCCUCGAAGAGCUCAUUGAGGGUGGUGAUGAUACAUUUCUCAAAUUCAUCCACAAUAUGGAUGCCAAUCCAUUGCUCGAUGAAUUGGACUAUGGCUACAACAUGGCAGAAUUUUUUGCUUUCACACAGCACGUCCAGUACGUCAAGACCAGCCAACUCGCAUUCAUAUCUGACUAUCAGGGUACUACAGUACUACUCACGGAUCCUCAAAUCAUGACCGAUCCCAAUGGGAGUGAUAUUUUUGGCGAUGGAAAUAUCGAGGCGUCCGUCAGCAAUUUUGAAACCCAGCAUGCCUGCAAUGAGUAUUGUGAAUGGCCUGGUUUUGGGCUGAAAGCAUUUGUAAAGGAAGUGAAUGACGAGAAUGACGAGAAUGACAAGGAAGUGAACGAUGAUGAAGUAGAACAUUAG